AUGCCACCGUCCUCGUUCCCGCUCAAAUCGAUCGACCUCGAUGAUCCCACUGUGAUAACAACCCCAAGCACUCCCUCUGCUGUCAGGACAGCCCGACACCAGAGUCUUCCUCCCGGGGCCAUCUCACCUAUGAAGCGCGCCCCAUCUGCUAUGUCUAGCACGAAACGGCACACCCGGACGACAUCAGUCAUACACCUCACCGGCCCCCCAAAGAGGCCAGGGAAUUCAACACAGCUGUCCAUGCCGCAGGCCCCUCAACAAGUCGACUCACUGUCCGCGGACUCGCCAGGUUUCUCGACGUCGCGCAGCUCUGCCAUCGAGACCAGCGUAACCCCAAAGCGCUCACCGGCUAAGCCGUCAGCGCGCACGCCUGGAAGUGUCCGAGGUACACACGUAGGGUCUAAAGGUCACUCGCCCUCGCCAGCUGAGAAGAGAUCCGGGGGAGCGACCCCUCGCUCUAAUGCGCGCUCGUUAUUCACUGAGAGCACCGCGCUGCUCACAGACAGCAUGGCCAUGCAGGGCCGUCAGUACGUCAACGACACGCUCGGCGACUCUCCUGCUCUUCGCCUGACCGUAGAUAGCGCCCAUAACGCGGACGGGAUGUCACAUUGGGACGAUGAUCAAGACGAGACAUCGAUGGACAUGCUGACAGAUGUGGACGAGGAGGAAAUGGAUGAGGACAUGCAAAACCAGCUUGAUGGUGUCAUGAAGGUUCACACCGGCAAACUGCUGCACUACAAGCGUUUACUCGAGCGCGCGCAUGCAUCAGCGGCUGCUCAACUUCACGCCCUACAAGCAGAAGUGCGCAUGUUGCGAGAGCAAACGAAUGCUGGUGAAGUCAACCCGCUGCUCAGUGCUGUCGAUUCGGGCCAAUUUUGUGUCUGCGGCGGCAAGAAGCGCAAGGGCUACUGGAGUGGCUACCGCGGAGAAGAAGAAGAUGAUGAACCCGGAGAUGUGGACCUAGCUAGUGCUCUGAAAGGUAAAGGUGGUGUCUUCAACGAAAUGGAUGUCAGACGAGCUGUGAGAACACUCAGUAGGGACGACAGGAUGAGGCUUAUUAGCCUCAUUUUGGACUCCUGCAUGCCCGGAGAUAUUCGUCUGCAGAUUUUACUGCUUGACAAGUAUGCAAAGUCCACCUUUGACGUUGUCGGCCAUCUCGCUCCGGACCUGGUGUUCAAGAUUUUCAAGUACUUGACCAUGCAGGAGCUCAUGGGGGUCGAAUCUGUGUCGAAGAAAUGGCAGGAAAUGGUACAUCUUCCUGCUCUCUGGAAGCACCACGCUCUGCGCAUCACAGCCACGGACCCGGUUCCACUCAAGCCGCCAUCGUCGCCGGAAGGAUGGGAAGCCUUGUACCGCUCGUUGCAUCACCGCGAAUCGAACUUCAAGAAUGCACUUCCUCAGAGCAUCCGGUUCAUGAACGGCCACACGAACUACUGUACGACACUUCUACUCCGCGGUAAACGUUUGAUCAGUGGAUCCUACGACGAGACUAUUCGGUUCUGGGACAUUGAGACGGGGGAAAUGAAGAAAUGCAUUCAGGUCAAGAAGCCUGUCAGUUGUGUCGACUUCUUGGCUGAGGAAGAAGUGUUUGUCGUCGGCUUCCAUGAUGUCGGACGUGUUCACCUCUUCUCUUCUCUGACCUUCACGCCGCUUCAGCAGCUUUCCGGGCAUCUGCAUGGUAUCCGAGCUGUCGCAUUAUCCUCCAAAAACCUUGUUUCAGCCGGUGUAGACAAAGCGCUCGUAUGCUGGAACUGGCGUACAGGAGCCAAGAUUGUGCGCUUUGGUCAACAGACCACCGUGAACAUCGGCGUGCAAAUCAUUGGUGGCGCUACUGCUGACGAGGGCGAGCGCGUUGUCAGCGUCACUAUCGACGGUAUUGUGCGCGUGUUCUCGAUCAGGCGUCGCGAGAUGGUGUCUCAGUUCAAACUUUCCGAACUUGGCGGUAGUGAUCCUGUGCUCAGUGCGAAGCUGUUGAACGUAGGCAAAGCGCCCGAUAACAUGCUGCAAUGGUUCGCAGCUAAGGGCACCCAGAUGACCUGCGCUACCAAGUCCAUCAUCCUGCAUCUGCAAUGGACCGAAGAAGAGAACGGCCCUGGGACAAGCACAGAUCUGCUCAGUCCCCAGCACAUGACUCGUCCGAUCACUCCCCAAACACCUGGCUUCAGCCCUCCGGCGGCGCCCAGGACGGCGUCGUCUAUGUCCCGCCGCUCAAGCUCUUAUGUGACGCCUGGUCGCCGCAGCUCACUGGCCAGCUCGUACAGCUCAGCCGGUGGAUCGUCUACAGGUCUCAAGGGCCGUCUCUCCCUCACUCCAAACCCCGCCACCCCAAUGACCCCCGUCAGCCCCACCUACGGGCCCGGGGCGCCCACGAUGUACUUUGGCCGCGCCGCCGUCCUGACCGCGCCGCCGAAACUCGUCGGCGUCGUCGAGACGCCAGACGUCGCCGUCGGCGCCGUGGACCCGCAGAAGCGGCGGGUCGUCACCGCGACGCGCUUCAGCACGCGCAGCGGCGCGAACCGCACGAUCUUCAUGUCGACGCACCGCGACAGGGAGGCGGCGCGCCGUGCCGCGGCGGCCGACGGCGACGACGAUGACGACGACGACGACGCGUUCUCGCUGUCGCCCGCAGACGGCGGGGCGGCCUCUCAGGAGGAGGUCGAUUACGAGAUGAGCAUCCUCCCGCUGACCGGCGCGUGGUCUGCGCUCGCCGAGACGGACGGCGCGUCGGCUGCGGGCGCGAAGGGCCUCCUUGGGAGGCUGCCUGCCAAGUUCCUGGGCCUGGCGACGCCGGAGAAGAACCCGAUGUCGAUGCAGCUCAGCCACGAGGAGGUCGUCGUCGGAUGCGCCGACGGCACCAUCUACGUGAUGAACUUUGUCGGUUACGACUACCGUAAAGGGCGCCAGGACGCCGACUCGCGUGGCCUGUCGUCAGGCGUGGAACCCGCCGCCGUCACCGACGGUAGCUAUUGA
Phanerochaete carnosa HHB-10118-sp is the source of this 2970-nucleotide messenger RNA. RefSeq lists its product as uncharacterized. The transcript has 7 exons. Gene Ontology annotation, molecular function: protein binding. Lineage: Eukaryota; Fungi; Basidiomycota; Agaricomycetes; Polyporales; Phanerochaetaceae. The record is from RefSeq and is a predicted model, not a curated record. The coding region runs from base 1 to 2970 and encodes 989 amino acids.